CCGGAAAUGGAUACAAAUGUCAACACAGUGUGUUUGUGACAGUUUACAUAUAUUGAAAAGACUUGCAUUGUAGAAUGAGUGGUCAUGUUGGUGACCUAAAUGAGAAACAAGCAAUAGCAUUACAGAAAUUCAAAGAAGCAGUUUCAGAUUUACUAUGUCCAGAACAAGAUGAUUUCUACCUACUGAGAUGGCUAAGAGCCAGAAAUUUUGAUUUGAAGAAGUCUGAACUCAUGUUUAGAAAUCACAUUGAAUGGAGGAAGAAAGUGUCAGCAGAUAAGAUUUUACAGGACUACUCAGAACCAGAAGUUUUAAAGAAAUACUUCACUGGAGGUCUGCAUGGGUUUAGUAAAGAUGGCUCUCCAAUCUGGAUUGAUCCAUUUGGAAAUAUUGAUUUAAAAGGUUUAUUGAGAUCAGCCAAGAAAUCCGAUGCUGUUCUGAGUAAAGUUUAUAUACUAGAGAAGUUAUAUAGUGUGAUGUUCAAAGAACAAACACAAAAGGUUGGUUCUAGAGUAGACCAAGUGGUAGUUAUAUAUGAUUUAGAGAACUGUAGCAGAAGACAUCUAUGGAAACCUGGUCUUGAUUGUUUCUGUGAAAUAGUUGCCAUGGUUGAAGAUAACUAUCCUGAAACUCUUAAAAUAGCUUUUGUAAUUAAUGCUCCAAGAAUAUUCCCUGUGAUAUUUCAUCUAGUCAAACCAUUCCUUGCUGAAGAAACUGCCAAAAAAAUACAUAUCUUUGGAAGUAAUUACAAAGAUGAAUUGUAUAAGUAUAUAGACAAAGACCAGUUACCUAGUCACUGGGGUGGAACAGGUGUAGAUCCAGAUGGUGACCCUAAAUGUAGUUCAAAGAUCUGUCCAGGAGGAAUUGUGCCAAAAGAGUAUUACAGGAAAUAUGAUUUAGAGGCAGAGAAUUUAACCUCAGUAGAGGUGGGAAGAGGUUCUUCAUUACAAUUAGAUUAUACUGUCAAAGUUCCUAAUUGUAUUAUACGAUGGCAGUUUUCAACCGAAGGUUUUGAUAUAGGUUUUGGUAUAUAUAGAAGGACCAAAGAUUCCCGACAGAAGGCUGGUGACAUGGAGGAGGUAUUCCCCUCCCAGAGAGUCAAUAGUCACCUGAUACUAGAGGAUGGUAGUAUUGUCUGUAGUAAGGCAGGCACUUAUAUUAUAAGAUUUGACAAUACCUACAGUUGGACCAGGAGUAAAACAAUCAGAUAUUUAAUAGAAGUUCUGGAACCUGAGGAUGGCUAUAGUAUACCAGGGUCAUCAAGUAGUCAGUCUUUAUCAAGCCAGAAUUAGUUUCAUGGAACUUAUUUCAUAAAUAAUCUUACAAUAACAAUUCUUAAGUGAUACAGUUGACUCCUCUUAAGGUGGUACCAUACACCUUGACGAAAAUAAAUUUGGCACAUUUAAUUUUCUUAAAAUUUUGACAAAAUAUUUACUUUGACCUUUUGAUAGAAAUAUCAAAAUUUCAACCAACCACUUUCUUGGAAAAACUUUGAACCAACCACUUUCUUGGAAAAAUUUGGAUAGAUAUAUAGCAGUUUGAAAAACACUAAUUUUUAUCAUUGAGAAGCUUAAUAUUUCCUCAACAAUACAACGUGAUGGGGUUUACCGAUUUUUACAGAGUUAUCUCCCUAAAGUGUUAGGUACACCUUAAUUGCACAAUACUUCUUAAAAACCUAAAGAAUAUCUUUAAAUUUAUAUUUUAUAAUAAUUGCAUAAUAUCUUUGACAUUUUGGCUAUGGUAUUAAGAGAAAUCCUCUGAAUUGUAUUGUUCGAAAGUUUCUUUGUGAAUAGUCAUAUGAUAUGAUGUUAGUUAUAAGCUAGAUGAAGUGUUCCAGACAUUUAUCAAUGUUAAUACUAAAAUUAUAAUAAAUCACAAAUUCAAAUGUUAAGCAAAGUUAAAAUGUUCACAAUGCAGACAUGUACUUAAGAAAUAUUUGUUAAGAAAACCACAAAAUCAAACAAACAUGAAAAUGUGCUUUUUCCUCAAUCAAUAAAAAUUUAAUUAAAUAGAUGUUCAUACUUUUUAAAUUAAGAUAUGGUUACAUCAAAAUGGUGAUAGAAUCAUUUUCAAAAUACUUCAUUGUCUUGUAUUAUCAGUAUUAUUGUUUAGACUGACUGCAAAGAUGUAGUGACACAUUGUUAUUAUUUUAAUAGUUUUUUUAUAUUGUUGUUGUCUGCAUCACAUGUACACUUGCACAAAUUUUUCUACAGGACAUUAAGUUGUGCCCUGCUAUUUUAAUAUUUUAUUAGUGUGUGUUUAGGUUUACCAACCUAAAACAUGGACAUUGCCAUUUCUGCUUAAAUUAUUUUGAGAAUGCCAGCAAAAUAUUUUGUCCAAGGAAUACUCUGACACACAUUUUGUGGUUAUAUUUGAAAGAGGUUGACAAGUUCUUCAAAAAUGUUGGUAAUGUCAUUAUUGUGAAAUUACAUUUAUGAAAAUAUUAUUUUAAGACUUUGACUCGGAAAACUUGAAAAAAUUGACAAAGAUUUCAUUUUAACUGCAGGUUCAUAAAACAGCUUGAUAAUCUUAAUUACUUUUCAUUAGUUCUAAACUUUAAAAUGCAAUAAAUCAAAAAUCCAUGACAUAUUUAAUUAAUAUUUUAUUAAUAUUUUGUAUUCUUUAUAUUAUAUAUUCCUUCGAUUAUUUUGUGAUAUUUAUGUUUUAUGUUUUGAAUAGUUGAUUCAAUCAAAACAAUUUAUCGUAAUGUUAUGUUAUGUUAUAUGUUGAUUGUUAUUGUCUAUAGAGCUUUUGAUUUAAUUAAAAAGCUGUAUUUGUUAUUUAUAAUUUAUUGUAAAAGAAAAAUCUUCUUCAAAUGUAGACAAUAUGAUUAGUCAUUUCUGUCGAUUGACAAAUUACUUGGAAUUUAAGAAAUAACAGAACAAUAUUUGAAGAUUUAUUACCUUCAGUUUGUGAUUUGAUAUGCACAGAGCAGAGCUUAAACAGUAUUUGCAACCAUCAAUUCCCAAAUUAACAGUGGCAACUUUUCAUAUAUAUUACUGUUAUUCCUAUUUUAAUACAAUACUCUUAAAUAUUCAUAAUAAAAAAUACCUCAAAUAUUUACUGCAUUUGCACCAUGUUAUUACAAAUAAUUGGACCAUCAACGAUGGAAUUGGCAGAAAUACAGAUAAGAUUUAAAAUUUUACUCACAGUGCAAUUUUUAUCAAAUAAGUUAUCUUUUGAUUGAUUCUAAUUAACAUGAACCCCACUCAUCUUUUUUUAUUCAUAUGGUCAGAUGCACAUAUUUUUACCACAAUCACUUAUCAAAGUAAUUAUCUCCCUUGUUCAUUCAUCAGCAGUCCAGUGGUCUAUGUAGUUAAUCUGCAGUAUCACUUGCCUUUUCAACACUGAUGUUAAAAAUACUUUAAAAUAAUUAUUGGUGAAAACUUAACCACUAGAAACAUUUUGUUUUCUUUGGUUGUGAACUCAUUAGGUUUUAUUUGCCUGGUCAAAUAAACCAAAAAUCACUGCCUGUUUUGUUAAUUUUUAAAAUUUACUUAAGGUUGGUUCCCUGCUUUUGAUAGGUAAAUUGUUUUUUGUAUUAAAUUGUGUAAGCAUGUAUAAGUUAUUUUAAAACUGUGUUGUGUUUUUUUUUGUCAAGACAUCCCAUUGCUGUGGGCCUCAGUGGCAGAUUGCAGAGGCUGAUCUAGGGAGGGGGCAGGGGGCCCAGGCCCCUCUUUUUUGGAAAAAAAAAGGCUUAUAUAGGGAAUAACGGGAGGGGGCCCCCCCCUUAGGCAGUCAGUGGGCCCCCCACUUACGAAAAUUCCUGGAUCUGCCACGGGAUUGGUCCAAGAAGUUCAUCUAGUUUUCAACACUGAGGUUGUGAGUUUAAAUCUUAGUUGUUGUUAGAUGGGCUUGACUUAUAUUUUAUUGACUAGGAUUGCAAGUUUUCUUUCCAAAGGCCAAUGGUUCUGUCAGGUACUCAGGUUAUCUACAACAAUAAAUACUGGCCACCAUCAUAUAGCCAAGUGUGUUUAAAAUGGGUGUUCAAUAUACCAUCAAUCAAUCAAUCAAUCAAUCAAUCAAUCUAAGUCAAGAUAUUAAAAGAUAUUACUUUUAUAUAUAUAUAUAUUACAUCUUAUUUCCAUGAAUAACUAUCUGUUUUAAGAAUAAUAACAUUCUGACAAGUUUUCAUCAUAGAUUUGUUUUUCAAAAUGCAAGUCUCAUAAUGAUAGUUGAGUAUUUGAUGUUUACUGUUUUAUUAAAAAAAAUGUAUUGAGGUUCGUUUUUGCACAAAUGGUUUCAAGGUAUACACAAGACCAACAGGACAGGAACUAGAUAACUCAAAGUAAUGUGUAAAAUAUGGUUGAUUUUUAUUAUUUUAUUACUGUAAAUUCAGAAAUUAUUGCAUGCACUUAUUAUUUUGAUUUUGUCAUUUUAGACUAAAAUGCGAUUAUUAAAUUUGUACAAUUUUGGAAAAAAUCCUGCUUAAUUCAUAUAAUUUAGAAUGCAAGUUAAAAUUAUUCCGUUUACAACUCUGUUGCAAUUUUCGCAAUAAUAAAAACCUCGCAAUAAUUUCUGAAUUUUCAGUAUGUUGAUAAAUACAAAAUUUAUGUGAUAGAUUUUCAGUGAGUACUCUCAUUUUCAAAAAAUUACAGAGUUAUAAGUUGCUGAUAUUUUUUUUGUUAUGACAAUGAUUAUAUUUUAUUGCUCUGUUAUACGAGAGAUUUUAUUUGUACACAUAUUUAUCUUUUUUCUGAUUAAAUGUCUUCUCACAUAUUUUACAUUAACUUUAAUAAACAUUUCAAAUUA
Messenger RNA from Mytilus trossulus (common blue mussel), 4749 nucleotides. Its product is annotated as SEC14-like protein 2. Lineage: Eukaryota; Metazoa; Mollusca; Bivalvia; Mytilida; Mytilidae. The transcript is spliced from 12 exons. Gene Ontology annotation, cellular component: cytoplasm. The coding region runs from base 75 to 1289 and encodes 404 amino acids. The record is from RefSeq and is a predicted model, not a curated record.